UCCUUAAGGAAUUCUGAUGAUUUAAAAAGAAAAUUUUUUAAAAAACCAAGCAAAGGGCGAGGAUGGAAAAGGAGAGCAAGGCAUCUACCCACUAUGGAUCUCUGGAGUCAACCAAAUGGAGAGCAGCCGAUGCAGGCAAAGAGGAUGAAAUAGUGUCCAUGGCCGACUCCACAACUACCAUUGAUGACAUCGAAGGGGAGCUCUUCAAAAUCGAGAGGAUCCGUGAAGUCCUGGUGCGGAGGGAGUCAGAGCUCAGAUACAUGAUGGAUGACAUCCAGCUUUGUAAUGAAAUCAGCAGAUUGAAAAAGGAGUUGCAGAAGCUGAUUGCACUACCAGAGAAUAAAAAAUCUAAAGAAGACAAGCAGCAGGAGGAAGAACUUGUGCAGCAGAUUCACAAACUCGUGGAGACUCGGGAUUUCCUGGUGGAUGAUGUGGAGUUUGAAAGGCUCAGAGAACGAGAAGAAGACAAGGAAAUGGCUGAGUUUUUGAAGAACAAUAUUUCUAAAACCUGCCUUUUGAAAACAACUCCAGUAAAAGAAAAGAAGAUGACAUCAACAGGACAGCAAACCUCUACACCGUUUGUAACAAAGACAGGCCUCACCCUCCUGAAAGAGUGCUGUGGCUUCACCUGCUCAGUCAUGUAGGAUGGGGCUGUUGUUUAUAUCCUCCCCUCUCCCCAAACACAAACUACAUUAAUGGGUAAGCCCUACCCAUUUACCCUGGUCAACUGGAUCCAUUCAAAUCAUAGCAGAUACACAAACUCAUGGAACAGAGAAAAGGGAUUAUUUUGCAGAUGAUGUGGAAAUGGAAAGCACAUGUGGAAACCACCAGGUGCCCAAAGGCAGGGUCGGCGUCCACCCACUUGCCUGUCAAAAUCAGCCUACGCACUCCAGAUCACUGUGGUAUUGCAAGCAGAGACCAGAUGCAGUGCAAAAAGGGAGAGCCAAACCAUGGACAAAGAUUUCAGGCUGCUGCCUUUCCUACCCUUUAAUACAGAAGGGACGACAAUGGGAACCCCCAGUUAGGAUACUGUUUCCAGAUGGGCUACAAGUUGCUAAAGCAGAGUAGAUUUCAUGGAGUGGGAGUAAAAUAUUAUUGCCAUAGAUGUGACAAGCACACACAAACAUACACCUACAUGCAUAAACACUGCAGAAGGACUGAGCCCGUCACUCUGUUUCCUGACCAUCUAAAAACAGGGAGAAUCAGCAGAACUACCCACCCCUGCCUCUCAUAAUGCUCCUCUUGCUCCUCUUCAUUCCUUCUUGGAUUAGCAAGUUACAUCGAAACUGCCAUGAAGUUACCUAGCAACUGCGGGGCACAGAGCCUUUUGCUGUUUCCUAUCCUCUCUGCGGCCACUUCCAUGCACAGAAUGACGGCAAUCUGCUUAUGUGCCAGCACUUAUUGUUAACUCACCACCCAGAA
This is a messenger RNA of Rhineura floridana, 1422 nucleotides long. Its product is annotated as bMERB domain-containing protein 1-like. The transcript has 6 exons. NCBI's taxonomy places the organism in Eukaryota, Metazoa, Chordata, Lepidosauria, Squamata, Rhineuridae. The record is from RefSeq and is a predicted model, not a curated record. The coding region runs from base 63 to 644 and encodes 193 amino acids.